GUCAUUCCAGAGAAGUUAAUUGAAGUUGAAGCUGGAGGUGUUGUAGUUGUUAAAGAACAUGCAAGGGCUAAGAUGAAGAAGUCAAGGCAACCACCGGCAAGGAAACUAAUAAUGCAAAGAACUACAAGGUUUGCUGCCGAAAAAAGAAAAGAGCAAAGCAAUAGCAUGAAGAUGUUUUCUAUGCUAGUUGACAAAUGCCUAGGAGAUGGGUACAUGGUCGAACAUGAUGCAGAAGUAUUCGGGUUUGCAACUAAAUCUAUUUUCAAUAAGGAUGUGUGCGGCCUUGUAAUCAACUUUGAGCAGGUGAACAAUUCUGUUGUAGAAAUCUGGUCUAGGCACUUGCAUGAGAAGAUGCUUCAAGAUGGAGGUAAUAUGCCAGUCCAAUUUGGCACGUCUGCUGCAGUACCAGUGCCAUUGAAAUCCUCAGAUGAGUCCAUUACAAGGAGGUCUCGAUAUAUAGCAGAUCUUUUGGCUGUUGGUUUGCUUGGGCAAAUCACGCUAAUCCCUUAUAAUACAUGCAAUCAUUGGGUGUUAGUAGCUAUUGAUAUUACGGCAUGGACAGUGUACUAUUUGGACUCAAUUGGAGAGAAGCCAUCAGAAGAUCUGUCACUAAUUGUGAACCAGGGAGUGAAAAUUCAUCAUGCCUCUGUUUCUAAGAAGAGGUUAUCUCUGAAUUGGGUAACAGUCAUGUGCCCUAAGCAAACUGGUUCUAUGGAAUGUGGAUACUUCUUGAUGAAGUACAUGAGUGACAUUGUUUGUGAUGUUAACGUCCUGAAAAAGAAUUUCUCAACAAUAAAGGACUACUCUGAACAAGACAUCUUGCAAGUGCGGGAGGAGUGGGCAGCAUAUGCAACAAAAUUGGUCCUAAAAUGCGGUUGAGUUGAAUGAUGGUCUGGUGAUGAUCAAUUCUUGUACUUUUGGUGUGAAGGAAUAUAUCAAGGAACACUCUAUUUUGGCUGUUACAUGUAACAACUUUAUGUUGGAUUGUAGGUUCAUGUUUUGUGGAAUGUAAAACUAUUAUGCAUGCCCCGGUUAAUUGUGGCGUCAUUUUUGCUCGAAACUGAAAACAUGCGCCCAUUUUGUUGUGGAAGUUGUAACCUAGCAUGAAGAAUUAACAAUGAUGACUUAACACUAUUAUUAGAUGAGAUGUAUUUAAAGUUGGUUGCGUUUUUUGCAUUACAUCUUUUAGUGUAUUGCUUGAAAUCUG
Molecule: messenger RNA, 1207 nt
Organism: Cuscuta epithymum
Lineage: Eukaryota; Viridiplantae; Streptophyta; Magnoliopsida; Solanales; Convolvulaceae
Source: the annotation of a GenBank genome assembly